AUGUUCUACAGUCACGAGAUUCUUACAUCGCCCGAGCAUGGAGUCGCGACAAUCUGGCUCGUUGCAACGCUUGGAUCGCGCUCCAUCACGCGACGAUUAAAUCGCAAGGCCAUUCUUGACGUUGAUGUGCCUGGAGCUUGCAAUGUCAUUGUAAAUCCCGAAGCACCUAUGGCGUUGCGUCUCCAAGGAAACUUGCUGUUCGGCGUUUCAAGAGUUUAUCAUGAGCAGUGCGGAUAUACUCUCCUGGACGCGCAAUCCAUGCACGACAAGAUGAUUUCAUCCUUGAAGGUCUUACCAGGCGGAGGACUGGAUCCUUUUGCCGGGAAGACGAAACCUAGUACCCUCGUCCUACCAUACGAUCCGAAUUUCUUCCCUGAGACAAACCUCCCGGGCCUCAACAUUGACUUCAACAUGUUAGACCUUAUGCCCGACGAUAGCUCAAGCCAGUGGUCAGGUCUCUGGAGCAGGUCACCGGCCGGUAGCCGGUCGAGCGCAUCCCGAAUGAGCGUUCAUCUGCAGCUGGGCUCGGAUGAUUUACUUGAGGAUGGAACAAUCAUGUUUGGUGAAGCGGCCCGAAAACAUGGACUCCCAAUGAAGACGGGGCGAGAUCGUCUUGGAGAUGAAGAGGGCGUCUUACUUCAGCCGGAUUUUGAGUUCAAUGAGAAUGGGGAGAUUGUUGAGUUUGAUGCUAGUCAUCUUUCGCCGAGGAAGAGACGGAAGUACAACGUGGUGGAAGGAGAGAAGAAUAAGGGCCUCUCUGGUGAUCAGACUGGAGAGAUGGAUGUCGCCGAGGAGAUUACUAUCAGAGAUGAUGGGACAAUGGUGAUCGAUACCCACACAAGUCAUCAUAAGACUAUGCUUUCUGUGGAACAUGGUCUUAACCUGAGCAGACCAGUUGAACAUGAAGAAAUUGAGCCCAUCGUGGAGCGUCAGGCACGCCAGUACAAUCGAGUGGUCCGGCCCAUCGACCCCGACGACAGCACAACUCUCCGCAAUACAGACCUUGCGCGAUGGAAUAACGAGUAUUCUCAAAACAUGGCACUCGCAUCGAAGCAAAAGCAACAAAACAAAUUACAGACCGCCGUGAAGAAGAACGCCGCAUUCUGGGUGUUUGGUCAAGGAAUCGGAUCCGUAGGAAUCGGAAUAGGGUCCCAGCGCGAAGACCACCCACUGAAAUGCUUCUCAGGAGAAGAGCUCUACGACGCAUUGCACAGCAAUACCAAUCAACUUGUAGCCCAAAAAGACCUUCGCAAGCCCGAAAGCGAUACAGACACCGAGACAGACACAGAAAAGCAGCGACGCGGCAGCCCCGGAAAAGGAAUGAACUCAGUAGAUAUCGAGAUCGGCCGUCACGCACCACCUAGUCUAAUGGAUGAACACUCCUCCCAAAUGCCAUGGAACAUGACCUCAGUGCAGAGCUCCCGACUCGGUCGCCUAGAAAGCAUGAGCGAACUUUCCGCGAAAUUCCCCGAUUCCCGCGGCACCCGACGAGGCCGCCUCACAAGCGCCAGUCCACUCGCCGGCCGUGGAUACCGCGACAGCAUCUCCGCACUAGGCGACUUCGACGUUCUGGAUGAAGAUCUCGAAAUCUCCCGAUACCUCGAAGCUGAACUUGCUACUGACAAAGAAGAUAUUACGACGCUGUCGCGACGGGCAUCUGCUUCGGCCUUCCAACGUGUCGUAGCACAGCUUGAUCAGGAGAGUGUGAAUUUCUUUGAUUACAUUCAAGUUGUGAUGGGGGCGAAUGGUGGAAAGGAAGUCGCGUUUUCGGAGCUUCUUCCGCAUGUGAAGACGUCGAGGGCUGUCGCUACGCAAGGACUUAUGAAUGUGCUUACACUUGGUACUAAAGGCGUUUUGACUGUUUGGCAGGAGCCGUUUCAGGUUGAGGGGGUUGAGGGAUGGGGAGCGACAUAUGAUUAUGGGGAGAUUAUUAUGCGGAUGAAGUAG
Messenger RNA from Penicillium odoratum, 1947 nucleotides. RefSeq names its product Rad21/Rec8 N terminal domain protein. Lineage: Eukaryota; Fungi; Ascomycota; Eurotiomycetes; Eurotiales; Aspergillaceae. The transcript is spliced from 5 exons. The coding region runs from base 1 to 1947 and encodes 648 amino acids. Gene Ontology annotation, cellular component: cohesin complex; synaptonemal complex. Gene Ontology annotation, biological process: synaptonemal complex assembly; mitotic sister chromatid cohesion; replication-born double-strand break repair via sister chromatid exchange. Gene Ontology annotation, molecular function: chromatin binding; protein binding. The record is from RefSeq and is a predicted model, not a curated record.